GCAAUUAAUAUAUAUUAUUUAAAUGUCAUCUAAUCUACCAGGAGAGCCCUUUUAUAAUCUGUCAAUGUGCCAGAUCAACCAUGUGGUGUGGAGCCCUUGGGCUUCUGAUGACAGAAUACAGAACAAUCACACACAUUCUGUCAUCACAUCUGUUCCAUUCAUAAAACACUCCCCCAUGACGCCAUUUGCUAAACUUGUGAAAAAUUGAUAAUUGGCUUCUGUUCAUCACUCGGCCUAUGAUGUUUACUUUUUACGAUAAAUUAUUAAAGUUGAUGAAUGAAGGAUGACGCUUUUAACAGCACCUUUCAUUCCUAUUUUUGAAUUGCGUACGAGAUGCGUCUAAAUAUAAACUUCCCGGUCUUGUUAAAAUAAGCCGUCCGUCCCCCCCCUCCCCCGUUUGCAGUACUAGCACUAGCAGGUGGAUGCAACAUCAAACCAAACCUGCGUCUCAGGAAUACUUGGACAGAAAUGAAGAGUGCCCUAAUGGUUCCCUUGCUUUUAGCUUCAUUGGUCUCAAAUUGUUGGACUGCCCGCCAGUGGAGGAACUGGCCUCCCCAAGCAAUGUUAUAUCUAAAAGGAGCAACGGCACAUCGGCCAAUCAUGCAGCGUUCUGGUAGAGAGGAUGUAGUACAGCCAGUCAAACAGAGUUGGAACAGAAAUACACUGUCGAUGUUUCACACUUCGUCCGUUCUUCUUGAUAUGCUGCAUUCUAAGUACCACAAAAAGGUAGAGAAAACUCCAGCCGGCUGAAUCAAUUGCAAUUGAAAAGCAAUCACUGUGAACAAAGCCUUUGUACAUCCUGCCUAGACUUCAAACAUUAAAUAAGAUGUUCAUCAUGAAUACAACUUGAACUUGAAGUGUGUUUUACUGCCAGCAAAACCAUGUGCGCUGUGGUUUGUUAUUGUGAGGUUAUUAAAAGGUCCAUAUAUUGUGUUAAUAUGCAAAGUAAAUUUUUUAUUUGUGGCAACCUAGGGUUCCUGAUGAGAUUGUACCAUUCAUUAAAUAUUUGAAUU
This is a messenger RNA of Gadus chalcogrammus (walleye pollock), 1013 nucleotides long. RefSeq names its product spexin prohormone 1-like. The coding region runs from base 469 to 750 and encodes 93 amino acids. NCBI's taxonomy places the organism in Eukaryota, Metazoa, Chordata, Actinopteri, Gadiformes, Gadidae. The transcript has 6 exons. The record is from RefSeq and is a predicted model, not a curated record. Gene Ontology annotation, molecular function: neuropeptide hormone activity.